CGUUGCCAAGACUAGUUGGUUAUUUCUCGCCUCGGCGAGAGGCAGAGAUACCAGUGGAGGGCCGAGCGCUCUCCCUUCAGAAGCUCGCCAUAUCCGUUGCAACUGGAAUGCGGUGGGAGCAAUAGCACAUGUGACGGCGACGGUGAGGUAACGUUCGGGCGCCCACGCGUGUGCAAAAGGCGUUGAGGGGUACGACUUGCGCGUCUUUGAGUGCAGCUACGGCAACGAUUUGGGUGAACGCGUGGCGCGAGGCGCGCCCGCCGCAGGCGCGGCGGCGCCGGGAGCCGCUGGGGCAGUGGCGACGGCGCUGCCGCAGGCGCAGCACGAUGCCCCACCACUUGAAGCAGGCGAGGCGCGGGUGGCCUUCGGGAAGCACCGGGGCCGCACCUUCGCGGAGGUGCUGCGGGGCGACCCGGCCUACUGCGACUGGGUGCUGCGCCUGGAGCGCCCCUACGGCGCCAUGGCGGCGUUCUCCCGCUUCCUGCGGCAGGCCGCCGCGCCGGCCUCGCCGCAGGCUGCCGGGCUGGCGGCUGACGCCUGCGCGCCAGACCGGGUGCCAGACAGGCGCAGGCCAGCGACCCCGCAGGCUGCCGGGCUGGCGGCUGGCGCCUGCGCGCCAGACCGGGUGCCAGACAGGCGCAGGCCAGCGACCCCGCAGGCUGCCGAGGCACAGCGCCCCCGCAAGCAGCCGAGGUUCAUGGACAUCCGCUCGUUCAUCCGGAUGGUCCCCGUGGCAGUUGAGUAGAGCGGCCGUGUGCCCGUGAGGCAGGCGCACCAGGGUGCAGCCUCGAGCCGGAGGGCAGCGGCGCUGUGCGCGUUGCCGCUCCGCCUCCUCCCAUGGGCUGUCCAGGCAGCGCGGGGAUCUUCGAAUUCGGCGCUCCAACCCAGGCAGCACCUGCGCCACCUCCAUGGUGUCCCUUCUGCGUUGACGCGUGCCUCUAUGGCUUGGGCACAGUCGCCCCCUAGCGCACGACGCCAGCACGCAAGGCGGGGACGGCGGUGGACCGCCAUCUACCGGUCAGUGGGCGCAUGUUGUAAAA
Messenger RNA from Prorocentrum cordatum, 1040 nucleotides. Lineage: Eukaryota; Dinophyceae; Prorocentrales; Prorocentraceae. The record is from the annotation of a GenBank genome assembly.